CACCACCACCACUACCGCCGGCAAAAUAACGGAACACGGUUAAUGGCGGCGAGGAAAACACGACACUUAGUUCGCAGACAGAGAUCGCGGCGGACAGACCUGCCUCAGCUAACCUUCCUCCACCCAGCCCAGCCUAGGCCAUCACUCACCCCUUCUUCAGGAGACUCACGCCCUUGGAAACACCGGGAUGAAGCUUUACUGUCUUACCCUGAGUCUGUCCGCCCUUGUGGUCACGGCGGCACUCACCCACGCGAAGGACAGAGACUACAACGCAAAAGUCACUCCUGAAGAAGGCACUAAAGAACUUGCCGCCUCGUCUAACCGCGCCACGACCUACUCCUCGCUUCUGACGCUCAAUGUCUCCAACGCAAUCGUCGUAGCGCUCUUUGCCGCGGCGGGAGCUUUCUACUACACCGGCAUCCCCUUCGUCAGUAUCCGCAGGUCUGUCUCUGAUUUCUGGGACUCCUUCGGGAUCGUUGACUUCAUGGACUCAGGUCUCUCCCGCGUGUGGGACUCCGGGCUGUCUGACGCGCUGGCCGCCCUCGUUCCCGUGGUUCAGGAAGCCCUUCGCGUCUACAGUGAGACUUACUCGUAGUGUGAGGGUGAGUACGGAGGACCCCCGCCCCCCACACCACCAGGCACAUCCCAGCAGGUGCCCCCUCCCAACACCUGGCCUCACGCGGGUGUGGGGAAGAAAUACCUGUGGAAGAAUGUACUUUGCUUCUAACUGAUCUGAAAGGCAUUAACUGUUUACCUGUGUAUUAAUUAAGGAUUUGGUUGUGACUCGCGGCUCGUAGUGAGUUAGUCUCUUGUGGGUGUUGUGUGUGUCUUUGUUGUUGUUAUUGUUGUUUACUUGUAAGGUGGGGUUUAUUUAUUUGUUUAUUUAUUUAUUUAUUUAUUUUAUUUAUUUAUUUAUUUAUUUUAUUAUUUUUAUUUUAUUGUAUUUAUCUGUUGUUGUCGUCGUCGUUGUUGUUGUUGAGGAAAAUACAUAAUUUUGUGUGUGUUUUGUUGUUGUUUUUGUUAUUGUUCAUGUUUUUUUGUUGUUUAUGCUUAUGUUGUUUUUUUCGUUUUUAUUAUUGAGGUACAGAAAUUAUAUUGUUUGUGUGUGUUUGGUUGUUGUUGAUGUUGUUGUUAUUGAUGUUCUUAUGCUUGUUGUUUACUUGUAAGGUGAACUACUUGACCAGUUGUUGAGGGAAAUAAUUGUGUGUAUGUGUGUGUGUGUGUGUGUGUGUGUGUGUGUGUGUGUGUGUGUGUGUGUGUGUGUGUGUGUUGUUUUUGUUCUUAUUUUUGUUUUUAUGAAAAGAAAUUAUUUUGUGUCUUUUGUUGUUCUUGUUCUUGUUUGUUUGUUUGUUUGUUUAUUUUCUGCGGUGAAUUAUUUGAUUUGUUACAGAGGAAAAGAGGUAAUCUUGUGUGUGUCUGUUUUGUUAUUCAGAGGAAAAUACUUGUCUGUGUGUUAUUUUGCGUUUAUUGUUGUUGUUGUUGUUGUUGUUGUUAUUAUUAUUAUUAUUAUUAUUAUUAUUAUUAUUAUUAUUAUUAUUAUUAUUAUUAUUAUUAUUACUGUUGUAUUUUCACCGGGUUUUGACUUAAGUUUCUCAUUCCUUCCAUUUUCCAUUUUGCUUACUCUUAUUUUACUUUAUUCACUUAUAUUCUUUCUAUUUAUUUAUUUGUUUACUCCUAUCCUUACUAUAUUUCCAUUCUGUUUCCUCUUCUCGCUGUCACAACUAACACGUGGUUUCUGAUUAUUUCCACUUUUCCAUUUUGCUUACUCUUAUUCAACGUUAUUCACUUUUAUUCUUCGUGUUUAUCUACUUAUUCAUUCCUCUCCUUACAAUAUUUCCAUUCUACCUCCUCUUCCCGCUGGCACAACUAACAUAACACGUGGCAUGUACUGUACAACGAAGAAUAAAGGCAUUGACUGUAUGAACACCUA
Scylla paramamosain (green mud crab) is the source of this 1930-nucleotide messenger RNA. RefSeq lists its product as uncharacterized. The transcript has 2 exons. NCBI's taxonomy places the organism in Eukaryota, Metazoa, Arthropoda, Malacostraca, Decapoda, Portunidae. Bases 188 to 595 code for a protein of 135 amino acids. The record is from RefSeq and is a predicted model, not a curated record.